AUGAUUGCUCAUGUGUUACUUAAACACAUUGAGGAAACUCCAAGGAUGCCUAUCAAAAUUUGUAUUGGCAUGGUCCACUCAAAAUAUGGUAAAAUCAUAAGCAAGAGAAAGGGAUUUCUCGGGCGUAGACGUGCUUUUGAAACGAUCUUUGGAACUUGGGAAUCCUCUUUUCAGGCGUUGCCGGGGUAUAUGGUGGCUCUACAACAUGCUAAUCCUGGCACUGUUGUACAAUGGCGGCUUUUAGAGGGCAAAAUUUUUGACUUCGUCUUUUGGGCAUUCAAACCAAGUAUUGAUGGAUUUACUCACUGUCGGAAUGUGAUAUCGAUAGAUGGGACCCAUGUAUAUGGCCGAUAUGACAUUAAGCUCCUAAUUGCAGUAGGUAUGGAUGCCAAUGGGUCAAUAUUCCCUCUUGCUUUCGCACUGCCGCCAGCGAGAGCAACGAGACAUAGGGGAUGUUCUUGA
Molecule: messenger RNA, 462 nt
Organism: Lycium ferocissimum
Lineage: Eukaryota; Viridiplantae; Streptophyta; Magnoliopsida; Solanales; Solanaceae
Exons: 2
Coding region: 1-462 (153 amino acids)
Source: RefSeq, a predicted model, not a curated record